UAUAAAAGUAUGCUUGGCAUAGUUGGUACUGAAAAAUAAUAACCUCAAAAACUUGACACUUCAUUAUUAUUUUAUAAAAUAUUAUGUACUAAUUAAAUUUAUUUGUAAAAAGUAGUGCAACAGCUAAAUAUGGCUAGUAAAAAGAAACUUAGUAAAGAAGAGCUCAGGAAGGCGAUGCUGGAGGCAAAAAAGAAACACAGUGUGAUAAAAAAAAUAGAAUCUCCACUGGCUAGAUAUAACGAAUUAGAUCAACUAACAUGUGUUCUUUGCAAGACAGUGGUACGCAGUGAAACAUUGUGGCCAAUUCAUUUGAAUUCCAAAACUCACAAAGAUAAUAUUGCAUUAGCAAAGAAAACCAAAUUGGAACCCGCAGCAACUCAACCCCGGCCAUCUAAUAAAAGAGCAACAUUAUUUCAAGAACCACAGCCAGUAAAAAAAGUUAAAGGAAUUCUAAAGAAUACUGGGCACCCAGCAAGUAUAAAAUCAAGUUUACCAGCUGGUUUUUUUGAUGAAUCGUCUCCUAGCCAUAAAAACAUUGAUAAUAGUAAUGCAAGAAAAACUGAAUCUACUACAGUAAAUGGAUCAAAUGUUAAUGGUAGUCAAGAAUCUGUGAAUGUUGAAGCAUCUGAAGUAAAGAAUAAUAAAGACAGUAGCCAAGCAGUACUUCCAGAAGGUUUCUUUGACGAUCCAGUAAAGGAUGCAAAGGCACGUAAUGUUGAGUAUAAAGACCCUAUCGAAGAAGAAUGGGAAAAAUUUCAGAAAGAAAUCAAAGAAGAAACAGCACAGUCUGCACAAAUUAUAGGAGAUGAUCAGGAAGAGGCAGCAACAGAAAGGCAGAUUGAUACCAUCGAAGAGCAAUUAAGAAAUUGGUCUAGAGUAAUGGAUUUAGUCAAACAAAAAGAACUUGUUCACACAACAGAAAAAAAACAGGAGAAUAAUGAUUUUUCUUCUGAUGAAGAUGAUAUUGAUGAAUAUUUAGAUUGGCGAGUAAAGAAAUCAUACCCGAACAUUACUGAAAUAUCAGCUGAAUUAAAAAAUAAUUAUGUAUAGUAUUUUGACUUGAAAUGCAAUACAUUUUUCUGAAGACUAAAUUGCAUUAGAAAUUGCAACUGAUGCAAUAUAGAAUUAGUUUUAUUUGAAAACCAAUAGUCAAUAAAAAGGAAUAGGAUUAAAUGUAGGUUUUGUAUCAUAUUCAUCUACUUCUGUAAUAUAAUGUAUAAAUGUUUAGAAGCUGUGUUGCAAACAAAAAUGUAAAUGUGUAUUGAAAAGUUGAUUCUAUGAAACUUCAAGAAUGCAACAAUACAUUAUGAUACAACUAAUUUAGAUUUUUAUACCAUCAUUUAUGAAUGGAUAAAUUCGUCACAUUUCGUAUCAUGAAAAGCAUUUCGUAGAUACUUACACAUUCAUAUUAUGUAUAUAAUACAAAAUUCAUUUAAUUCAUGUUGUUGUCCUUUAAUGCGUUAAAUUUUCAAUAUGUUCAUAAAUAUGGGGUCCAAAAUCCAAAGGGGUGGAAAGAUUUGAAACGUCACAAACUUCUUUAGUGUAUUAAGAUUUUAUUAAAAUGAAUUCAAAGAGUCCAUAAGGUAAUAAGUUGUUCGAAGAUACAGUACAAUAUAAUCGUAUAGAUAUAUAAUAUAAUUCAUAUAAUUGUUUCGUGUAAGCUAUACAUACGAAAUUGUACCUUAUAAAGACUAUUAAAUAUUAGAAAUACUAUCUACGUCGCCGCUACAUAGAGUUUUUUCACUUAAGUACAUCAUCAUUAGACGAAGCUCCUCAUAUGCGCAAGGUGACGUUGCUUUGUUCUUAUUCAUUCUACAUUUUUCACGUUCCUAGACACAAGUACUUAUAGUUUCUAAACUCGUUGUCUUUCCCAUAUUAUAGCGCAAGGAAUCGGACGCACGGUUUCGGCGCGCAAGUCGCGGAUUCUGAAUGUCGAUUCUCGAAGCUUCUUUAUUUUUCACGUUUCAGCGUUGAUCUCUACUCGGAAAAGAGACGAUUGGUUCAUCUACGAUCGAGCCAAUAAGAUGCACUUCGACAUGUCGAUCAAUGGUCAACUGGGCGUGUGUAUACUUGAGAUUUUCCUGAUUUUGUUAUCUAUUAUAUACGAGUAACCCAUGUAUAGCAAUAUAAUAUCUAUGACUUGUGCGAAUGUU
Messenger RNA from Nasonia vitripennis (jewel wasp), 2153 nucleotides. Its product is annotated as zinc finger protein 830. Gene Ontology annotation, cellular component: nucleus; spliceosomal complex. Lineage: Eukaryota; Metazoa; Arthropoda; Insecta; Hymenoptera; Pteromalidae. Bases 130 to 1050 code for a protein of 306 amino acids. Gene Ontology annotation, biological process: mitotic DNA damage checkpoint signaling; mitotic DNA replication checkpoint signaling; nuclear DNA replication. The transcript has 4 exons. Gene Ontology annotation, molecular function: zinc ion binding; nucleic acid binding. The record is from RefSeq and is a predicted model, not a curated record.